This is a messenger RNA of Gambusia affinis (western mosquitofish), 2229 nucleotides long. It is a transcript of the gene npy2r, whose product is annotated as neuropeptide Y receptor Y2. The transcript is spliced from 4 exons. Gene Ontology annotation, biological process: G protein-coupled receptor signaling pathway. The record is from RefSeq and is a predicted model, not a curated record. The coding region runs from base 576 to 1661 and encodes 361 amino acids. NCBI's taxonomy places the organism in Eukaryota, Metazoa, Chordata, Actinopteri, Cyprinodontiformes, Poeciliidae. Gene Ontology annotation, molecular function: neuropeptide Y receptor activity. Gene Ontology annotation, cellular component: membrane.
UUAAAAAUGCAUGUGUAGACAUCUAAAUUUGUAAAUGUUAGUUAACAAAUGUACAUAAGUUUAAGUUUUGUACUUGUCCUCUUUUCCAACUCACAUCCAUGUAAAAAUCUGAGAUCUGUGUGUCUGACACCCUAGAUGAGAAAACCAAAAGAAAGAGAAUGUGAUGAAUGACUGUUGCAAAACCUGUUGAUACAUGUGUUCAAGGAAUGAGGGAAAAAUGGAGCUGGAGAUCGACAGGCGGAUUGGUGCAGCGUCUGCAGUGGAGUGGAGCUGUGCUGGUCUGUUGUGGUGAAGAGAGAGCUGAGUCAAAAACGACAAAAGGCAGGCAAGGCAUUGUCAAUGCCAACCGGACCGCAGUGCGCACAGGGGAGACGCUGCGCGCCGCGUCGCUGCGCCGCUGCGCGCACCAUGACCACCCUUGGAAGACGGAUGCGGCUCGGUUGCUGUUCAAUCAGGCUUAUAAUGUUUUCUUCGCGUCUUUAUCAGCUGUGGAAUUAAGACAAAAGUUUACAAGAAGCGCAAACAAUGGCCCGAAUCUAAAUAGACCUCCGCUUCUCUGAGGCUGGCUGUUAGCCAUGAACGAGGAUGAGCUAAACAUGACUCAAAAGGAGCAUUUUCCAUUUGAAGAUGAACAUUUCGACUGCUGUAUUGAGGAGAACCUCUGGACACUGAAUGACAGCACAAAGCUGGUUGGAGUUCAAGUUGUCCUCAUCCUCUCUUACAGCACAAUCAUCUUAUUUGGAGUCACUGGAAACUCCUUGGUGAUUUAUGUCGUCUAUAAAUUCAAAAACCUACGCACGGUGACCAACUUCUUCAUAGUGAACUUAGCUGUGGCUGACCUGCUGGUGAACACGCUGUGUUUGCCUUUCACUCUUGUCUACCUGCUCUAUGAUGAUUGGAUGUUCGGCCAGGUGUUAUGCUUCUUGCUGCCUUUCGCUCAAGGCAUGGCUGUACACGUCUCCACCAUCACUCUGAACAUCAUCGCUCUGGACCGCCACAGGAGCAUCGUCCACCACAUGGAGACCAAGAUGUCCAGAGACAUGUGUGCCGUGGUCAUCGUCCUCACGUGGGCGCUCAGCGCCUUACUGGCUAGCCCGCUUGCCAUUUUCAGGGAGUUUGGGUCCUUUAACAUUUCCACAGAAGAGACCCUGCAGGUGUGCACAGAGAAGUGGCCGGACAGCAGCAUGAAUGGAAAAAUCUACAGCUUCUCCAUGCUGGUGGUCCAGGUCGUCAUACCGCUGCUCAUCAAUUCUGUUGCGUACAUCCGCAUAUGGAACAAACUCAAGAAGCACAUGAUAUGCGGCCGCAAUGACAACCAGCGAAGGAAGAAGACCACCAAGAUGAUGCUGACCAUGGUGGUGGUCUUUGCUGUGAGCUGGCUGCCCUUCCACGCUUUCCAACUGGCUAUAGACAUUGACAACAGUGUGCUGAAUAUGAAAGACUUUAAGCUGGUUUUCACCGUGUUCCACAUCAUGGCCAUGUGCUCGACCUGCGUCAAUCCCAUCCUGUACGGGUGGAUGAACAACAACUACAGGACGGCCUUCUUGUCUGUGGUCAAAUGUUACCGGGCCCUCGGUGUCAGAUAUAGAUCCUCCAAAAACAGAGAGCAAGAGAAAGAUGACGACAGGGACUGCACUGACUUCAGGUCAACAAACCUCUGAGAACAGGGGGAGUAUUUAUUUGCUGACUCAAAACGUAAUAGUCCCUCAUAACGUUUUUUUUCCCCCCAACUUUUACACAUUUGUCAUGCUACAGUCAGAAGCUUCUGUGUUUUUAUUUGGGAUAGAUCAAGGCAAAGAGAUGCCCAAUAAGGAAGGAAAAAGUCACAUUUCUUACAAAUCACAAUCUGUAAAGUGUGCUUUUGUACUGAGCCUCCAAAAUUCUGAGGCCUCUAAAAAAAAUCCAGUGGAGCCAAAGGGUAACAGGAGUGGUGGUGUUGGUUUAUUUCAGCGUAAAUAGAGCUGCAUCUCACAGAGCACUAUUCAUCCUAUAAUGAGCAAAAAUAUGGCACAGCUGCACACUUUCCAAAACAUCAUAAUCCACCUAAUCAGAGGCUGGGCAAGGAAACAAGGAUUCAGAGACGCAGCAAAGAGGUCCAUGGUAUCUCUGGAGGAGCUGCAGAGAUCCACGUCUCACUUUGGAGUAUAUGUUGCUAAGGCAACAAUUAGUUGCGCAUUUCAAAGAUGUGGCUGUAGUGGACCUGUGGCAAGAAAAUAGUGUCAAAAGAAA